AUGCCAUCCUUUAGUACUUCAACCACCUAUCCAAUUGGCUCGACCACGAGUUCACCAUUUGGUGCCUUUAUUUCCACCAGAAUUUGGGACUACAACUUCCCCUGCUCCUCUUUUGGCACUACUCAAUCCUUUUAUCAAUAUACUCCAACAACAGCUAGCACCAAUCUCUUUGCACCUCGAUAUACUCCUACAGCAGUGGAUGAAGGAGGGUUUGAUUGUAAUAUUAUUUCUAUAUCGGCUAUGCCCGCAUAUGAGAAUAAAAGCCACGAAGAAUUAAGAUGGGAGGACUACCAGCGGCAGGGGCAUAAAGGAAUUGGGACUUCAAGUACCCCAACACCUAGUUUUAACUUUGGUCAACAUGCUUCUACAACAGGAAUUGGGACUUCAAGUACCUCAACACCUAGUUUUAAAUUUGGUCAACUUGCUUCUACAACAGGAAUUGGGACUUCAAGUACCCCAACACCUAGUUUUAGCUUUGUUCAACAUGCUUCUACAACAGGAGCUCCCAAUUUUGCUGGCCAGAAUGGCCAUGGUGCUUCAGUCUUUGGAGCUACAGCUGGUAUUUCCAACGCUUCUUUAACAUUUGGUCUACCGCCUUGCAUUUCAACAAAUACAUGUUGCUUGCACUCCCCUGGGUCUUUCCCACCUGCCUCUGUCCAUGCUUUUGGUCCUGGAGGAGCAACUCAUGCACAUGCCACAAAUGAAGCUUGGAGACAAAGUUCUAUCCCUUCUGCUCACUCAAACAUUAUUAGUAUAUCUGUGCCACUGGUGGGAUAUGGACAGAAUUCGUUUCCGGGCAUCAUGUUGAUACUCUAUCCAGUGGUUUACAAUGGCCAAACAACUGCUAGUUUUUCCGUACUUCCUUUGUCAGCAUUUUCCUUUUCCAUGGCAAACUGUUCUCAUUCAUUAGCAGCAGGGCCAAAUGGCCAAGUGGUUGACUGCAAAUUGAUCUGGAACCAGAAUCAGAACCAGUCCUAAUAUUUUGAUAAUUUCUUUCAACUUCCAAGACCGGUAAAUACGACUUUGUGCACAUGAAUUCUUGUCAACAUGUGCUCCCCCGAAGUUUCUGAUAUACACUUGUUUCUGUUUGCUUACAGCACAUGGCCUUGUUACAUAAAUGGAGAACUGAGCCAGUCAAAUUAUGCGAACCAUUGUCUAUAACCAUGAUCAAAUGUCAUAAAUAAUUUUAAAUUUGAUACAUUUUUUUCUUUAAACUUGGAUGGGUAGCCUAACUAUACUUAAAACCAAUUAUAUACAACUAGAGCCUUUCUACUUUUUCUUUGAUAGUUGAAAACAGAAAAUCUGAAACAUUGGCGUUUAGAAACGAAUAUUUCACAAACGGAUCGAGAGAAGGAAUAAGCAUAACAUGGAAAGUAGUUUCAUUUUUGGUUUGAAAGAAAGCCUUUUUUUCUACAAAGUGCUGUUCAUCUUUUCUUUUUUCCCCUUCUUUUUCUUAAGAUAUAUAGAACCCAAAUAAUAGAGUAAUGAAUCCACUUCACACAUUAAUGGAGACGUCACAUCACUUGUGGGAAUGUUUGGAAUUUUGUAUUUGUUGGUAAAGCUAAGAGAUUGGUAAAAUAGUGCUGAAAGUUUAAUAAGAAAAGGGGCAGUCCUAUCCCAACCCUAUUUCUAGAACAGAGGGCACAAUGCAAGCAUGUGGUCAGACGUCCCUUGAAAAAGCUACAAGACUAGACUCCUAAUCGUUUUAAGGUUUGUCACAUCAACAAAGUGGCAAUAAACCAAGAAAAUAAAAAUGAUUUGGGAUAAAAUUGUUUUCUAGUAGACGAUAUCA
Messenger RNA from Ziziphus jujuba (common jujube), 1792 nucleotides. RefSeq names its product nuclear pore complex protein NUP98B. The coding region runs from base 1 to 978 and encodes 325 amino acids. The transcript has 10 exons. The record is from RefSeq and is a predicted model, not a curated record. Lineage: Eukaryota; Viridiplantae; Streptophyta; Magnoliopsida; Rosales; Rhamnaceae. Gene Ontology annotation, biological process: RNA export from nucleus; post-transcriptional tethering of RNA polymerase II gene DNA at nuclear periphery; protein import into nucleus. Gene Ontology annotation, molecular function: structural constituent of nuclear pore. Gene Ontology annotation, cellular component: nuclear pore; nuclear pore cytoplasmic filaments.